This is a messenger RNA of Ostrea edulis (European flat oyster), 1332 nucleotides long. RefSeq lists its product as uncharacterized. The coding region runs from base 534 to 935 and encodes 133 amino acids. The record is from RefSeq and is a predicted model, not a curated record. NCBI's taxonomy places the organism in Eukaryota, Metazoa, Mollusca, Bivalvia, Ostreida, Ostreidae. The transcript has 4 exons.
UGUGAUAACGUUGUCUUUACAAUUGUAUAUAUACAAUACAUGUAUAUGAUAUAUGUAAUACAUGUAUAUCAUAAUAUGAUUUUGUCUGGUGCCAUAUUCAUGCAUUCAAAUCACUGAUUGUAUUUUGAAUAUUAUUGUUUCUAUGAUAUAAUCUAUAAUAUGUGCCUUUGCCAGUAAUUGUUAUUGUGCUUGUCCAUAUACAUCAUUGUCAUUGUGUGCCUGGAUCUAGAAAUUUUCCUCGGGGAAAUGGGUUCCACCCCAUGUAAUAUUUUUAGGGGCCAAUCAAAGUGAGGGCCUAUUAUUUAGCACUGAACAACUGAAAGUGCUUGAAAAAGUUAGAUAUAUUAAUUUACUACCCUACUCAGGUGGUGUUGGUUCAGACCCUCAAUCCAACAACAACAACACCACCCCCUUUUAUAACUGCUCUUAACAUAUAGCCCCUACCAACAGAAUUAGAUAUCAAAUUUAAAAGAAAAUGUGGGGGAUGUAAUAAGAAUUGCACAGUAGGAUAUAAUGAAAAUAUAUAAAUAUAAAUGAUAUCUAUGUUUAUGUACUACAUAGUCAAUGUAGAAACAAAGGUGAAUGUAAUAUUCAAAUAUAAACUUUCUCUUACAGAUAUGUUCAAAGCCAGCACUCAGUUAAAUAUACUUCUACUCCUGUGCACAGCCAGGCAGACCCGAAGCCUUUUACGGGAAAAUACAUUAUCUCUGAUAUUUCUGCAGAAUCCAGAAAAGCAACCUGUGAUCAAGGAGGGUCAGGUGUUGAAGAGUUCGAGCCAGGCCCAUCAAUCAGUAAGAAAACCAAAGUGUGCAUCAUCCUUUCUGAAUCCAUUUGAAUUGAGUAUUGACAUAUCAGAGGAAUCUGGCACUUUAAAAGGAGAUGAUGAUGAAACAUACUAUCCAAGUUUCAACUUCCACUCAAUUAGAAGAGGAUAAGAAAUCCAGAUUUGAAAAUUGACUUCUAUUCAGAGUGACAUGAACAUAUUUCAAAACUAUAUGACAGUGUCUAUACAAUAUUAAAUUUGCUGUAGGUAGACUGUAGUAAUAUUUUUCUGCUACCAAAGUUUUAAACACAUCAUUGGCAUUACUUUAUAGACUGGGCAUAUUUCUUGUAAUUCAAUACAUAGUUUUCAUAUAACAGUAGAAGACAUCAAAGCAUCCAAUUGCCAUGUGUUGAAAAUAAAUGUUUUCUCCAAGUAGAAUAUCUAUUGAUCUUAUUACUUAUAAUCUGACAAAUUAUUUUAGGGGUGAGAUCAAAUAUCCAAUGUUUGACACAUAAAUAACAUCUUUAGUGUUAUUGAUACAAAAUUGAAACUAAAUGGAUAGAGCAAGU